Rubroshorea leprosula is the source of this 1510-nucleotide messenger RNA. The record is from the annotation of a GenBank genome assembly. Lineage: Eukaryota; Viridiplantae; Streptophyta; Magnoliopsida; Malvales; Dipterocarpaceae.
GAACUUUUCUUUUGCUCUGUGCUUAUUAAUUUCAAUGAGCUGGAUAUAGAAUUUUUAUGGGGAUUAGAGGGCCACAAUAGCAUGAUCUCCCAGGCAUGUGUUAAACUCAUCGUUGAUACAUGCUAUGAAGGCUUUGGGUAUGUAUCCCCUAUGAAAGGUGUCAGAGAUCGACAACAGCUGCUUGUCAUGGUUACACAGGCACUUACUGAUCCUAAAUUGGAUCUGGCUCCAAUCUUUACCGAAGAAGUUCUGAGUGGUGAGAAUGGGGAGGGUGAAGUUGUGCAGCCACCAGAAAGAUCUUUCGGGGCUAAACAUUGGAUGUAUUUCAUCCCUCUUGGACUCAUAGUCAUGAAUACCAUAACCCAAGCAAUGAAUAUGCCCGAGGAACAAGCUACUGGUCAAUCAGCAUCACUAGCACAUCCAACUGCAGCAAUGCAGCGCGCAUCGAAUGCUGCAGUGCUGUUUGGAUUGGAAGAAACGAAGCUCAAACCCAAAGUUGCUAUUUCCUGCUUGGCUGUUUCGAUCUGGCACUGUCUUUAUGGUUAGUGGAAAUAUCUGUACUCUUUCUGAAUUUGUCUCUUAUCUUCUAUGUAUACCCUUAGCAUACCUAGGGAAACACCUGUAUAUCUCCAAUGGUAAAAUUUUGCGUUACAAUUAAAAAGGUUUAAUGUAAGAAAUGAUCCCUUUUGAAGUGGGGAUUUCUACUUUGCUUCACUGUUUCUCAAGGAGUUAAGUUUUUUGUGUUGGUGAAUUGUAUUCUAUAUAUUGUUUUUUGUUUUAUUGUUAAUUGUGGUUCAUUCUAACCUUGUCUUUAAUUAUUCUUAAAUUAGCUGUGGAUAGUUUAUCGUUUUUCAAUUUGAUUCAAAGUCCUCACAUAAAAGAUCAGAUAACACCAAGAUGGCAAUUUGAAUUUUUGUAGACUUCCACAAAAGCAAUUAUUAAUUUCUGUUUGUCCAUGAAUUUAUGACAGAUUAUUCAGUUUCUGAUGAGAUAUUAAGGAUGAGUUGUGUGUGUCUAGAGUUCUUCUUUCUUUCUGAUGCUGGGUGACUGAGUGCAAUAGGGGGAAUCUAGAAGCAAAAUCUGCAAGGAUGGUUUCAAAUGGGGGUUUUGAUUUAGGUGUUCUCUGUUCUCUCUGUAACAAGCCUUUUGAUCUCCUUCUCUAAUAGUCUCACACAAGAUGGUAAAACAAGAUCUGUCUAAAUUAAAAUAUUUAAUAAAUAAUGAAUCUUUGAACCAUAGAAAUUGACAUUCUUUUUCUUUUUAUUCUUGCAUAUAUAUGGUUUGGUAGAUGACAAAUAGAUUUUCCUUUGGGAGCUUUGCUGUGACAAAUGUGGCCAUCAGCAGAAAAAAUCAAUGGAAGAGAAUCUUUGAGCUUAUGUUUUGUUCCUUUUUUAACCUCUUCAGUCUUCUUUUAUUAGUUUCUCAUCUCUUCUACUAUGGCUUUUGGUGAGCUUAUGUUUUUGUUCUUUUGUUUCACUUCAUUCUCUUUUAAUUAAUUUCAUUGGUUUUU